Molecule: messenger RNA, 666 nt
Organism: Laccaria bicolor S238N-H82
Lineage: Eukaryota; Fungi; Basidiomycota; Agaricomycetes; Agaricales; Hydnangiaceae
Exons: 10
Cellular component (GO): membrane
Source: RefSeq, a predicted model, not a curated record
CCAGACGAUUUCAAGUACGGCGUAUCAGUCUCUGAAAGCUCUCCAUCGAUCCGCAACGCUUUCGUUCGCAAGGUCUAUACUAUUCUUUUCUGCCAAAUACUCGCAACUUGCAUUGUCGGAGGAGCAAUUUCUCAAUCACCUUCCACCAUUCUCUGGGUUCAAACGCAUGUCUGGUCAUUCUAUGUACCCCUCUUCGGCACCCUCGUCAAUCUCGGUCUCUUGUACUGGAAGCGUCAUGCCGUUCCUUGGAACUUUGUUCUCCUUUCGACGUUCACUGUCAUGGAGGCAUUCACCCUUGGGAUUGUUGUCGCAUUCUACGACAACGUCAUUGUUCUACAAGCGUUGCUCAUCACGUUGGGUGUCUUCCUUGGUUUGACGCUAUUCACAUUCCAAUCCAAGUAUGACUUCUCCGGAAUGGGGCCGUUUUUGUUUGGUUCCCUCAUCGCUCUCUGCAUGACUGGCUUUGUGGGAAUCUUCAUCCCUUUCAGCCGCACUAUGGAUAUUAUUUUCGCCUGUGGAGGCUGCCUCAUCUUCAGUGGUUACAUCGUCUACGAUACUUACAUCAUCAACAAGAGACUCUCUCCCGACGAGUUCAUCAUGGGCGCAAUCAGCCUUUACCUCGACUUCAUAAACUUAUUCCUUAACAUUCUCCGUCUCCUCAAUGAU